AUGUGUGCGCGUCUCGAUGCCGAUAUCGCGGAUCAGCCUUUCGCGGUGGACUCGCCGGUCGCUGUCUUGAGGUAUUUUCCGAGCAAUGAACGCCAUAUAAGCGGUCCGCAGGGCAUAGUAGAGCUAUAUGACGAGAAAGGGUGCAAGAGUCGUAGAGGAGUCGCCUCAUUAAGAGCUUUUCUGUCCUUCCGAGGGGAUGAGUUCGCCUCGGAUGAGGCGGUUAUACGCCGGGAGGCGUACGUGGAGGCGUUGGACUGCAACAGUUACAAGGUGGAGUUGUGUCUAAGGUACAUGGUCGAGAUCGCUGGCGUUUGGACGCUUUCCGUGCUUCUUCCUUCUGGGGAGCAUAUCGCAGGUUCGCCAUUCGAUAUCAACGUCGAGCCUUCUGAGGCGUCUUCGUAUACGUCAACACUGACAUGCGUGCCGCAGAAAGGCUAUUCAUCGCAACAGAAGGAGUUUAUCAUAACCGCGAAAGAUAACUUCGGCAACAAGCUUCGCACGGGGGGAACGCCUUUCGUAGCCACGUGCAUCGGUGCGGCGAAGUUGAUCUCGCUUUUCGACUGCAAGAACGGCCAGCACCGGGUGAUAUGUGACGCGGAGGACACGGCGUCUUUCAGCCAGUUGCGCGUCACUUUGAUGGGCAAGGACAUAUCCAAUUCGCCCUUCGUCUUAUCUGCAAAACCACAAUCUACCGCGUCUGCUGCUGAGCCGGACCGGUUUUUGCUUGAGCUCGGCAAAUUAAAGACGCAAUCGGCGAAGAGCAACGCAUUGUACAAAUCUUACGGUCGAAUUUCCGCUUCCCUCGUGAAAGAACAGCGUGAAGCAACGAAGUCGUACCACUCGACGAGGUUGCAGAUCGUACACACGCUACCGGUGAAGUUCACCAUCGAGGAUCCCGACCCCACGCUUGGAGAUAAGCGAAAGGAACUCAUUGCACGGCACAACCAACUUACUGCCGAAAUCGAGGAAUUGUCGGCCAAGGUGCGCGCCGCGGAGACCGUGCGCAAAGAGGUGCUCGACAGCUUGGUGGAACGCUACGACAGAUCCACGAAGCUCCACAAGGAGGCGGUUGAUGCAUACAAGGUUGUUCGUCGCGAGAUUGGAGAGCUCACGUCUUCGACCAAGGAGAACCGGCGACUUGCUGAUGCGUUACGUAGCGGUGAUAUGGAGGCCGUUAGGAAAGUGCAAGAGAUGCGAACAAUGGAAGACACGGUCGCCGCCUACUAUCGCGGCACCGAAAAGGCUGAGAACACCAGGCAGCGCGUCCAACUAGUCAGCCGUCAGUACAUGUCCAACGAAAUAUCGUCUCAUAUGAUCUCAACCACACCAGACCGCCCCAAUACGCCGGCGUUCUGGAUGAUGGAAGGACGAUUCAAACCGUCAAACAAGAUACAGGAUGAGUAG
This is a messenger RNA of Babesia bigemina, 1404 nucleotides long. RefSeq lists its product as hypothetical. The record is from RefSeq and is a predicted model, not a curated record. The transcript is spliced from 9 exons. Bases 1 to 1404 code for a protein of 467 amino acids. NCBI's taxonomy places the organism in Eukaryota, Apicomplexa, Aconoidasida, Piroplasmida, Babesiidae.